Molecule: messenger RNA, 3183 nt
Organism: Penicillium pulvis
Lineage: Eukaryota; Fungi; Ascomycota; Eurotiomycetes; Eurotiales; Aspergillaceae
Product: WD40 repeat domain-containing protein
Exons: 3
Coding region: 1-3183 (1060 amino acids)
Biological process (GO): regulation of mitotic cell cycle; mitotic spindle organization
Cellular component (GO): mitotic spindle
Molecular function (GO): protein binding
Source: RefSeq, a predicted model, not a curated record
AUGGCGACCACCGCACCACUAAGCGCAAAAAGCAAGCUCGCCGGUCCUGGCGCAUCCCUGAAAAUCACCCCCUCCAACUCCCCCGUACUCAGACCUGGAUCCCGAUCUCCCAGCAAAUCCUCCCACCAAUCGAUACUCUCCCUCCAAACCGUCAUCGGAACUUCUACCACUACCCCUAAUGGAUUCUCCAGCCAUGAUCAGAGCAAGAGCUUUGCGCUGUGCGCCGGUUCUGCCGCUGUCCUUGCCGAACUUGAUGAUGACGCCAACGUCAUCCAACGAUUCUUUCGUGCUCGUCCCUCCGCCACCAGUGUGAACCCCACCUCCUCUUUCUAUAACCAAGGGACCCCUCCCUCUACGCCGGAUCCCCGAUCACGAUCCUUAUCCCACAUUCGCUCCAAUCCCCAUCUCAAUGUUCCCAAUGGGUCACCCUCGAGCGAACUCCUAGACAAUGGUAGCCCGCGCGCGUGGUCUUCAAGAGAAAGAGUCAAGGCUGUAACUAGUGUCUCCAUCAGUCCCAAUGGGCGAUUCCUAGCUGUAGGAGAGACCGGCUACAACCCUCGAGUUUUGAUCUUCUCUACCGCCAAAGACGCUCUACCAGACGUUCCGCUCUCCAUCCUCUCAGAGCACACAUUCGGUGUGCGCAGCAUAGCCUUCAGUCCCGACUCCCAAUACCUCGCUACCCUGGGCACCAUGAAUGAUGGAUUUCUCUUGAUUUGGGCUGUCAAUCUCAAGAAUGGAUCGGCCAGGUUACACUCGGCGAACAAGUGCACUUCUUUUGUUCGUGACAUGUGCUGGGUUGGCCAGUCGCUAGUUACAACCGGAGUUCGCCAUGUCAAAGUGUGGAGGCUACCAGCUCCCCAACGCCCCGUUUCCCCGACCAAGUCCCGGCUACACGCAGAUGGUGCGGCUCCGUCACCAAGCCCCGCUCCCAAAGCCCUCUCAGGAAGGAAUUGCCUGUUGGGAGCAUUAGGUGAUAACACAUUUAGCUGUAUAUCCAGCAUCUCGGAUCAAGAAGCGGUGAUUGGCACUGAAUCUGGUGCCCUCUGUCUCCUCGACGAUCGGGAAGGGUCUCAAAAGUUAUCCCUCGUGACCCAACUUGGAUUUGGAAUAAGUUCUUUGGCCGUUGAUUUCGAUCGGGAAACAAUUUGGCUUGGUGGUCGUGGAAAAAAGAUGCAGAAAUUAUCUUUCGACUCUCUCCGAAUAGCGCCGCCAUCGACCACCAUGUCGCCUGCCAGAUCGGGAAAAGUGACACCAGCACCAGAUAAGCUGAACAAGGCCCCUGCAAUCACCUGUAUGGGAUCCCUUUCCUCGCAUCUCGUCACAGUUGAGGCAAACCGCGAAAUCAAUAUCUAUUCGAUAGAUGCUUUGCGCGAUGAAGGCGAGCAAGAGAAUGGGCAGACUUCGAUGCAGGCCCACCGAGACCCAGUACUCGGUAUCCGACGCUUGGCGAAACCGAAUGAAUCUUCGGCCGACUUUUUCUCGUGGUCCCGAAACGGUACUGUCAAUUUCUGGGAGGCCCCGGACAAGUGUCUUUCCUCACAGACUGUGCCUCUUGAGCAAGCAGCUGCGGUGGACGAAGAUGUUGCCAAUGAGUUGAAGGUACUGAGAGCUGCAGACAAGGCAGAAUGGUUCGUGUCUGGUGACAAAUUUGGAGUGCUCAAGCUCCUCUCCUCCAACCCAUGGGCUUGUGUUACUGAAGCGCGUGCUCACGGCGCUGAGAUCACCGAUAUUGCCAUGCAUGUUUCAUCUGACUCUUGCUUGAUCGCUAGUUCUGGUCGAGAUCGCAUGGUCCAACUAUUCCAGAAAACCGAUGACACUCUGCAACUGAUCCAAACUAUGGAUGAGCACGUCGGGGCAGUGGGGCAGAUUUUGUUCAUGAACGACGGUGAGAAGCUGUUGUCGAGUUCUGCAGACCGGACGGUCAUUGUCCGAGAGCGUGCGACACGAGAGGAAAACGGAGCAACUUCAGUUGCUUAUCUUAUUUCUCGAGUCAUCACCUUGAAGGCAUCUCCCGUGUCCAUGGCGCUCUGCCCUGACGAUCCCAAUACGCUUUUUGUAUCGACAAUGGAUCGAAAUAUCUCAAAAUUCGACAUUCCCUCUGGGCGACAGCUACACUGCUUCCGUGCGUCCGACUCCGAAGGGAAUGAUGCCGUCAUAAUGGGAUCCUUGACUGUUAUGUCGGAAAUUCCGGGCCAAUGCCCGAAGCUCCUGAUCGGACUCUCAAGUACUGACAAGUCCAUUCGUGUAUAUGACCUGGAAAGAGAUGUCUUGCUCACUGGAGAGUUUGGCCACACAGAAGGCGUAUGUGACGUUCUGCUAAUGGAAGAAGCUGAUGAUUCGAACAAAUCAUCCUCGCAGCGAAACUUGAUAUCCGCUGGUAUGGAUGGUAUUCUGAUGAUCUGGAACCUGUCUGUGCAGCCUCAGCCAUCUCCUGAUCAGGCUAAUGGAAAUGAGGAUGACGGCCCGAUGAAGGAAAUGGCAGCAGCCAAGCCGCCUCUUCGCAAAGUGCUUUCGAGGAGCGAGUUAGCCGGGUUCCGCCCUGAGAAUCCCCUGGGAACACCCACACCAGUCCGCGAGCUUUCUCCGACCUUAUCGAAGAAACUAUCCAAGCUCUCCUUGACACCAUCAAACCUGAAGAACCAUUCGCUUGCAGAAACACCGUCGCCUCCCAAUCGUCUCUCGCCAACCUCCUACACUUCUGUGAAUCACAGUCGUCGAUCCCCUUCGCCAGUGAGCCCGAAAUCAAGACCUUCGGCUUCCAGGAAACCCAACAGUACUAGAAACACCAAUCGACGUACGUCCCUCGACUUCCGAACCCGCGCGAAACAAUCGACCCGCAGCGAGUUUGGCAGUCUGGAAAUGUCCAGCGAGCAAUUAUGUCGCACUCUACGAGCGUACCGAAAGAAGCUUCAUGGCUCAUCCCAGCAAAUAGAAGCGCAGAAAGAGCUCGAACGUGAACUCAGUCUCACGCUUCAUGCCGUGAAUGCGCGGUCACUCAGUGACGAAAGUGCGGAGACAGAAACAGACAGUAGUGGCAAAGACAUGGAUCGCAAACCCAGUUUCUCCUCUACUUCCCCAAGAUCGCCUCAUCAGCCUCGUCACGCGCCUUCGACUCCGUCGCUACGUCACAGGAAUUUGCCGAAAUUACGGAGCCAAUCCUACGACGCAACUGCCGAUGAAUAA